Pocillopora verrucosa is the source of this 2860-nucleotide messenger RNA. RefSeq lists its product as uncharacterized. Lineage: Eukaryota; Metazoa; Cnidaria; Anthozoa; Scleractinia; Pocilloporidae. The record is from RefSeq and is a predicted model, not a curated record.
ACAAAAGCUGUGAUCAUUUUUGUAAUAUCAGUCGUUCUUAGAAGAUUUUUGCUGCUUCUCUCGAGUCUUUGAGUAUUUACUCAGCCUUGUGAGAUCACCACAACACGGUAUUCCGAUGAAGAGUUUGGUAAGAUAUCCACAAGCGAUAUUUUUGACGUAUAUUAUUGCCUUUGGUUUGUGUAUCGAUGUUGUUCGCUCCUGUAAUUGUGAUGUUGCCAAGCUAAAGGAAUUAGGAGUAGAGGAUGGCCAUAUCCCGGAUCAGGCCAUGACUGCAUCUUCUACUCUUGAUGCCAGUCAUGGGCCAGGUCGAGGCAGACUCAAUCAGGGCCCAACUGGUUCCCAGGGCACCGCCUGGUGCGCUCAGGAAUCAAACACUGAUCAGUAUUUACAGGUGGAUCUCGCAUAUACGUCAAAAGUUACUCAUAUCGCGACCCAAGGAUUGAACGAUCCUUCUAAGGUUGUUAAUGGCCCUAACAUCACCAGCUGGGUUAAAGAGUAUACACUGCAGUAUAGCUCUGAUGGUGAAACUUACAACGGGUAUUAUUUCGAUAAAAAAUUAAAGAUAUUUGAUGGGAACAAAGACGCCGGGUCUGUAUCCUGCUGUGAGCUUCCGUACCCUUUAAUUGUGAGAUAUAUUCGGUUCAAACCUGUGUCGUGGGAGAAAAAGAUAUGCUUGAGAGUCGGUGUCUUUGGCAAAGGGAACGUAACAGCGCACACCAUAAUCACAAAAAGUGAAAUUGCGAUUCGACACUAUUGGUGGUGGCCUUUCCUCUGGGUUUUAAUAAUCAUGCUAUUUUUCCUUAUCUUCCUGGCUUGCUUUUUCUAUCGUCGAAUCCGGAAACAACCAGCUCUAAAACCAAGGCCAACUAGAACGGAAAAGAAUCCAUCUCUCUACACAAAUCCAUUUUCCCCACGGUCAAAGUCACAGAAAAACGGUACGUUGACCAUUGAAAUGGCAGACAUCAUGGAGACACAGGAGGAUGGCGCUUAUGAAGAGGCUGAGGACGAAGUACAAGAGGUUGUGGCCCACUUCACAGACGAUGGGUUUGACAAUAAACAUGGCGUCACUCACUUUUCAGUGAAUGACGAGGAUGAAGCGGAAUUACCGCCGAUCAUUCAAGACCAGGCGAAAAACGAUCCAAGCCGAGGAGCCUCACUGAGCUCUCAGAACCAGCCAAUCAGGGGGGCUUCAGUCAGUUCACAGAAUCGCCGCAACACCGCGCAAUCCCAACAUCUGUACGAAGCCAUUGAAUAGAAAAUGGGUCACCUGAUCUCAUGAAAAUUUUUCAUGCCACCUUAUUAUAAUUCAGAGACCAUUUCAGCAUAAAAAGCGAUGCAAGAUGCUAAAAAUAACCAAUGAUAAAGAAAAAUAUCUGCAAGAGUUUUUUUAGAAUUUAAUCAAUCAGUCAAGUGAAUUGUUGUUGAAAUAAAAUCAGAAAAAAAGCUUUCUUACGUUGCUACGGUCGGGUCAGAUGUCAAAGUACGACCAUAAGGUAUCAAAAUGAACUAAUAUUUUCAACUUUCUAUGGAACCUAGCUAGAUAAUUAAAAUACGGGGUCUCUAAUAGAGUGUAAAGCAUGCUUAGACAAUUUUAUUGCUUUUCUUUGAACUGACCUUGAGGAAAACCCUUCUAAAUGUUGUCGAAAUGCAGAAAAAACUUAAAAAAAUAUGAAGCCGAGUUCAUGGCUCGACCCGAAGGCAUUCGGGCUAAAAAUAAAGUAAUAUUUGAAAUUCCCACUGUAGAAUAGAUCCGUAAAAUUGUAGAGAAUUCGGAAGGAGAAAGAGAUUACAACUGGCCGGAGGAGGGGUAGAGGAGUUUUGAAUAUUCUCCAGACGACAACUAAUCGCCGCAAAGUUGUUAAUUUACAGGAAUGCUACCAAGAGAGACUGUAAUUGAUCGGUGUUUAAGUAAAAUAAUGAGCUACGAGUCGCUGUGUGUUAGAAAUAGAAGAAGAAUAUACUUGACAGUGAAUAAGAUUUUAUCACGCCAAUCAACUAUCUGAAAUAUAGCGUGAACUAUUGAGAGGGAGAGGUGCUACGUUCAUGGCUAGUUUGUCUUUAGGAGUCGCUCUCGAAAGCUUAUCAAGUAAUCCAGCAAAUAGCGUUUCUGAGUGUCCACAGCAUACUCCAGGACGUGCUCUGAAAGACACAGGUCUAGAGCACCAAUAUCAGAGCAUAUUCGUGAAGAGUUUGAGCUGCCACCGAAUGUCCACGUUUUGGGGCGUACUCUGUACGUUCCGUCGAUCAAACUAUAAUGGCUAGCUAAUUAAAACCACCUUUAUCUAAAACAGAUUAAAACGACGAUACGAAGUGUCCACGUUUUAAAGCCAAAUAUGAACGGGAAAUACAUUCAUGUAUGGUUCCAAAAGCUCAGAGCAACCUUUACCGAAGCGCAUUUUCAUAAAAGAAAGCGUUAAAACGUUACGGCCCAAUCAGUUCUCACUAGUAGUUUAUUUCAGAUGAAAGGAAGAAUUAUAAAAGAUGUGUUUAUUCAUUAGAGUUAUGAUAGUGCGGAUAAUUGCAAAAAAACAUCAAUUGUGCGGUCAAGCUAUCAAGUGAAGAUGGCGGUAUUUCGACUGCUACAUUUGUACUAGUCGUUAGUCUUUAUCAGGAAGUACUAAAGUUAUACUUUAUGUGCGACUUUAUCGGUGAAUGCCUGUAAAAAUACCAACAUACGUUUCAGUAAAUGAGAACUCUUUGGCAUUCCGGGUGUAAAGUGUAGUUAGGUCGUAUUUUAUUUGAACAAAGUUUGCUAUUGCCUUUUUUGAACAAAACUACGUUGUAAUCCAUCUUAAAUUAAGCCAAAACAAUUUAUAUGAACAUUUGUUCUUGAGUAAAGUCAAGAGGGCCGAAAGCUACG